AUGAGGCCUCGACUCCCGUCUUCCUCGCCUUUCUCUGCUUCGUCCUCUCUCUCUCAUUCAUCCCCUCUCUCACCUUCUUCUCUGCGCUCUCCUUCUUCCCCUCUCUCUCCUUCUUCUCCAGUCUCUCCUUCGUCUCCUCCUGUCUCUGCACCUUCGUGUACGUCUUCGGACUCGCGCGCUCCACCUGUUGACUUUCAAGAUCCACUUCACGCAAAUGUCAUAUUCCCACCUGACGUUUCGAAGACUUCUCCAAACUCCAAGCUUCCUUCUCUGUCAUCGUGCCAGUCUCCGCCGACCGCCACCCUUGAUAUGGCUCCUUCUGACUCAUACGAAGCUGCAGGUCCCGCCACUGGGUGGCCUUCUAGGCCGUUUCUCCCAGCUCUUCAGUCCGCCCUUGCUGACUCCGACGAAGCUGUGUCUUCGGAGAGACAGUGGCGCUCUGUCGCCUCUCCUUCCGGAAUCUCUCGCCCCCACCUGGACCUCCUGCCUGCCUCAGAUAGGUUAUCGGUCCCCGAUGCCGGCGCGAGCCCGCUGGUCUCGUUGGGUCUCUGUGGAGCGAGUCCGAACUCGCAGUCUGUCUCCUGUCGCCCACACCGAUUUGGCGAAGACGAGGUGGGUUUGCCGGAAUCGGAGGCGAAAGGCGACUCCUCAUGGGAGGGACAUGCCCCAGAUUCUCCCAGGAACUGUCUGUCUUUCGCAGCCGCGGAGGCCGCCAUUGCGGCUGGAGAAGCCUUCACGCCCUACACAGUCUUGGGGCGCGUGCGUCUUCUUUCAUCGUCUCUGGACGAGCGAACGGAGUUUCUCCUUCUUCAAGGCGUUUCGCGAAUUCUCCGAACUUUCACAACUGCUCGGGAAGAACUGGCAGCACGCGAAGACAGGAGAAGACGGCGCACAGUUACCAGAAGAAGGGCAAGGAGCCCGAGAGACGCGCGCCAACUUGAAGAAGUUCGAGGCGGAGGCUGUCGAGCAACGAACAUUCGCGGGUCUUCUGCAUGCGCUUUGCAGAUGCGAUGUCUCUCUCAAGUUUCGGAUGCAUCUCCGUUCCAGAUUCAAGGGGACUCGGCGUCUCGAACUCCCGUGGCAGAUGCCGUGAGUGCAGUUCAGCUCCCUGAAGAGGUACGAAAGAUGCGAAGGGUGGGGCCUAGUCUCUACUCUCAGCUUCGGAUUCGACACGUACUGCCUAAUGCGUCGCCGAGACUCAUGCCGUCUCCGUUCGUUUUUCUGGAUGCCAAUCUCACGUUCAUGCUCACGCGCCUCCUGUCUGCGGUCUGUCGGGCGUCUUGCAAACGUAUCUCCUUCUCUUUUCCUUCUCUCGCGCCUCGAGACCUCCUGUUUCUCCUCAACGGACGCGGCGGACAUCGGGGCGGCGGCCGUGGGUAUGGGCGCCGCGCCGGGGUCUCUGCAGCUGGAGACAGGAGCGAACACAAUAGCAAGUGGGAAGGGGGCGAACUCGCGCGAGGAAGAGACUCGCACCACUCGAGUUUUUAUCUGGAUGCAGAAGAAGAGGGAUUCAGUUUCUCUGGAGACCCAUCUCUCAUUCUUCCUGGUCUCCAUUUCGCAGAGAGGCCGUCAACAGGCCUCCACCGGCGGCUCCUCAGCCUCCACGUCGCCUCCGGGGGCCUCUCGGCCCCCAGCAGCGGGUCUGUGGAUGACAGAGAGAGGGACCAAAGGACCUUCCCUGUUCCCUCAGUGGUCGAUGUCUCUGUCCUCCUGCAACCCGCUCUAGCUGUUGCUGGGCCUUUCAGCGUCGCGCCAUUCAGGAGAAGAACAAGCGCGGCUUCGCCGUCGCGACGCCGAGGCAGGAAGAACGAGGACACAGACUGCUUCCUUGACCUGCUGGAAGAUAUCGACGCCAUGGCUGCACCACUGGGCCGGGGCACUCCAGGGCGACUCAGCGGCAAAUCGCGGGAGUUGUCUGGACAAGAGGCGAGGCAGAAGAGCAAACGCAGGAGAAGCUCCUCGCGACGAUACGGGGAAGAGGCGGACGAAGACUCGGGAGACGAAGAGGACGAGGACGACGACGUCUUCCGUCUCGAAACAGACGACGGCAGGAUGGUUCUCCCGAGACAACUCUACCCCCUGUGUGCUUUCCUCUCCGUCUGUCUCCGAGAGGCUGCUGGCCUCAAACGCGACGCUCGGGACGCUGUCCACGAAGCGAGUCGCCUUGGGGGCCAGUGGCCCCGUGCGAGCCCCACAGCCGCUGGACUCACAAAUCAGAGACCGUCGCCAAGUGGAUCUCAAGGCGGUCGCCACGCGAACUCCGGAUCUCUGCGGGGUCGUCGAACGGUCGGGGGCGAGGAGGCUGAAACUUCCAUGCUGGGAGGGGAAGACGAGCGCGACGGGUCUCUUCGUCUCUCGAGGUUCGGCGGAGAAGAUGAAGGGACAGCCUGGGGCUUCAGAGAUGGUGGAAGAGGCAACACCUUCGUUUCUCUCCCGCCGCCCGAGUACCCCAGGUGCUGGGCUGGCGGAAUUCGAGGGGACGUCGACGACAAGCUCUUCACAGCCGGAUGCUUCAGUGGUGUCUCUGAAUGGGCUCAAGCUGGCGCCGGUGCGGAAUCUCUUUCCGUAGCGGGGACAGGCCCCGCGGGGUCACCGGGAUGCACCCUUUUAGAGACUGUUGAGGCCAGACUUCUUUACCCCCUUGUGGGUCUCCUUACUGAAUCACUCCUCGAGGGCGUUUCCCCCAGCGAAAACGAUCUUGGCUUCCGGCGAGUCCCCUUUAGAGAUGCUUUAUUUUCCGAAGCAAGUCCGGGACCCUCGCCCAGGCACGGAGACCUUACCGGGUGGGCUUCGCCCUCGGGGUUGCCGACUUUCUCUGCUCUGUCUCUGACGGCCUCGAACGCGUUUCGGUGCGGGUCCCCCGGCCACUCCCAAGGCUAUGUUCAAGGGUACCUUUCAGGCCUGGGGCUUCAGGAGGCCUCCCACGGCUCUCUGGGGCUCACCUUCAGGCGCGCGCUGGAGUCACCUCACGCCGUAGCGCUCGAGGCUCUUGCACGGUACGUGGACGCUGUGCGUCACACCCUGGCAGGCUCGCGGCCUUCGUUUUUCUCUCCCUCUGCCGAUGCGAGAGGGCAUUUCCGAUGCGGAGGUCUGGAGCCGAGACGCGAGGGCGCAGAAGCCCCCUCGGGAAGGCGAGAGUCGCUCUGCGCUUCUCCGUCCCGCCACAACGAAGAUGCCGGUCGCGGCUUCCACUCGCCAUUUGUAUCGGAAAGAAGAUUCAGCGCUUCUCCCUGCUUGCCUUCGUACGAUACGAACCUGUCUCUUGCUGUUGGAGGCGCAGGUGAGACGACUCGAGGAAGCACUGCGAGCCUUUUGUUCGCCGUGGUCAGACGCCUUUUUGUGUCCAGAAUUCAGUCUUGUUUCCUGGCAACUCAACACGAGGCUGGAGGCAGACUUGCGCCGGAUUUUCUGCAGAACCAGGGGCCUUCAGAGCAAGGGAGCGCGCGGCCGCUGUUUGCACCGUUCCCCCGCGCUCGGAGACUCGGGGGGAGGCCCGACGUUUCACUGGCUUCGUCCCUUCACGAGGAGACGAGGAGAGCCCUGAGCGAGGACGAGGAGGUUGGCGUCUUAGCACGGUGUCUCGAUGCUCUGCUCCUUCUCUCGCUUCACGGCUCAUCUGUCGUUUCGCUCCUGGACUUUGUCAAGUUUCUGCAGCAGCUCCUCGCCGCCGUUGACCGGGCCGAAGCCGAGCUGGCCGCCUUGACAGCGAACACGAUGAGGGCCGCGAGUCCGGGGGACGGCAAAACCGCGGAAAUCACCACCGCUGGGGGGCACAGGGUGGAGAAGUCUAGAACGGCGGGAGCAGGACGAGGGAAACACAGCGACAUCGAUUCCUGCUGUUCGCCGGUGUCUGUCCGUGCGUCUACCGGGAAAGGCGAACCCGGAGCAUCUGCUCAGAGACGCACCUCCUUGCCUUUCUCGACGGUGAUGACCCAGCAGGGAGAACGUGAGUCAGAGGGACGGAACGAGACACACAAGAGAGAAGAGGACCCUUCGUCUCCUGUUCAGAAAAGUGACUGCUCCCAUAUGGGGCGCCGCGACUCAGGAUCGAUAAAUUUGUCUGAUUUGCCUGUUUCCGAAAAGCCCCAAAGCGGGUGUUUUGGCGUCGAUGCGCCAUCACAGCCUUAUCCUGAACCCGUGGAUCGCACCUCUGCUUGCUUUCUUCCCCAAUCUGCGAAUGUUUCGCGGCCUCCUCUUCCCUCUGCUUCCCUGUCUGCGUCGCAUGUAUCUUCCCAAUCUCGCCGAGCUUCACUCACUGGCCAGCAUGCGGCUUUCUGGGCGUCGAAUGACAGCCUGCCAGCCGCCCGCGGUCCGCUCCUCGGAGAGUGUGUUUUGCCUCCCUCGCCGUAUCCUUCGCUUCAACUUCUUGAGCUUCUGGCGCUUCAGUUCCCCCUCACGUUCUCAGAUUUUCCCAGCUCGUCGGGAGGCGCUUCUUUCCAUGAAGGCGGUGCCGAGAAGGAAGAAGGACGAGAGGAGGCGGGCAAACUCACCGGUUCUUCAGAGGCUCCGGCGUUUCCGUCUCGCACCCUUCUUCUCUCUUCGCCGAUCCCCGCCUUCGGGGCCUACUGCUUCCAGCUCAUUCUCGAACUGCACGAAAGUCUGCAGUGGGGCUUCUCGGUGCCUUCGCCGAGCAACCGGAGACCUGAAGAACACUCGUUCGUAGGCUCGCCUCUUCAUGGCGACUGUGGGCCGCUCGUCACGCCAGGAGGAAGUCUGUACUACGGCUCCGCCGAGGACUUCGACGGACCUCGCGGCGGGGGACUCACGGGCCGCAGCCAGCCCCGUCGUCUCGGAACUGGAUGCAGCGACCUUUCUUGCUGUAUGGAGAUCAUUUACGGGAACGAAAGAAGAUUGCGACUGAGUCAGAGAACCGCGAACGAGGGCGGAGACAGAACCGGGUUGGGGGGCGUGGACGAGGGCGACGUCCACCUCCGCUUGGAGCUGAACAAUGACGCUCUCGUCGUCUGGGUUCAGCAGGAAGAAGAAACAGAUGGUGGAGAACAGAGGGGGGUCUUCGGCGCUAAUGCGAGGAACAAAUGCACGGCGGUGCAGCCUGGCGACUCCGCAGACUCUCUUCUAACCAGCGACAGCGGGUCGCCUCUGUAUCCAGGUCGCGGCGCAGCGUUCAGUUCGCGGGAGGCCUCCGACUCGGACGCGGACCUCGUGGAAAAGACCCAAGAAAGGGGGAAGAAAUCAGUCCGAGCCGCACUCUUCGACAUUCGCGGCAUCCACUCCAUCGUUCUAGACAUUCUCGUCGACCACACAGGAGAAGGCGAAGAACAGGGCAUCGCGCAGGACUGGCUGCUUCCCGACCCUGGCGUCUGCGACUCUGGUCGACUCGAGAGAGCGGCGAGAAAGAGGAACGGUACUGAGAAGGACACCUUGGGACUGCCCAGGAAAGAACGCAUGCGAGAGGCAGGGCAAGAAAAGGCAGGACUGCGAUCGAGGCGACGGAGACAUGGCCAUCGAACAUCCAGUCAGGACGGAGGAGCGGCGAUGUUUGGACCUCAGCGUUCCCAGUUUUCUCUGUUUGGGGGCGAGACGGAGAAGAGCAAGUGCACAGCGUCGAAGAGAAAAGACAGACACCACAUUGUCGUCUUUGCCAACGGCCAGAAGCUGUGUUCCGUCCCGCUACCGGGCCCCUCUGUUCUCUUGUCCUCGACGUUGUCGGUGAACCCCGCAAACGAGGUGUUGGUCCGCGCGGAGACCACGCCGCGAGCGUCGCUCCGCGUAACCUCACAGCCAUCGUGGUCUCUCGGCUUCAUUGAAGAGCUACGCCGGAGGCGUCUCCUCUGCGGGGAGCCAGCGGCGGCAGCAGAAGAGUCCGGCGAAGGCCCCGACGCUGUCGACGGGUGGAGCGCGAACGGGUGGAGUCCGCAAGGUGAGAGACUGGCGAGGCGCGCCGCGAGAUUCGGAGGCGCGGCUUUCGACGAGGGGGCGGUAAUGGGAGAGGAGGUGGAGGCCUUCGCAGAAGACGACGACUCGUCCACUGCCUCUUUCUCCUCGGGAGACGACGAGGGAGAAAAUGAGGUCGUGGGAGAGUGCUCUAGGUUCCCCUCCUGGGAGAGAGCCGGCAGUCAGGGGAACGACGAGAAAGCCAGACCAGCGGAGACAAGUAGACUCAGAGACGGGUUCUUCGACCCAGAGACUCUCACAUGGACUUCGCCUGCACAGGCCGCCACGUCGUCCGACUGUCGAGGCUCCAAAGGUGCUGGGCUGUCUCCGACGUUCCAGCCGUUGCUCGGCGGCAAAGUGAAGAAGGCGGGACUCUUCAGUCUCGAGGAUCUGCUUCAGCGUUGCGUCUUUUGUCUACACAACCUCGUUUUGCGAACGAGACCACCGACAGGUGUCUCCGAGGCGAGGCUGGAGGCAUGGGCCACGGCCAGUGAGGACGAGACAGCAGGGGAUACGCGGGGUGUCGGCGCGACUGGUGCAGACAGAGAGACAAGCCCCGGAGUCGUUGGCUACGCUUUUGGUAUUCUCUCUGCUCCGGGAAAGGCUGCUGUCUUGUUUGAGAGUUUUCUCAGUUCCCUCGACUUGCAGUGUCUGGCCUUGAAGAGGGCAAGAGCCGAGGCUGUCAGGGCCGCGCUUCACGAAGAAGAGUCUGCGCAUGCAUCCGGACUGUUUCCAGAGCCUCAAGCCUGUGGAGAGGAGGAAGCAGGGAACCCUCAUCAUGGUCAGCGUCAAGAGGGAGAAUCAGAAAAAGCGAGCGCUUUCAGUGCGGCUUCUUCUCCUUCUCACCGUUCCUCUGGUGCUUCAACGAAUCUCUCCCCCGCCAUCGCUUCCCCCUCAUUCUGGUCGGUCUCAAACUCUGGCGCCUCUUCUUCCCUCCAGGCUUCAGCUCCUAGGUGUUCCCCCUCUUCCUCGUCCGCCUCUUCUGUGCCCGCGCCAGCUAGCGAGGUCGACGCUUCCCUGGCUUCGUCGAUGCUUUCCGUUUCCGGCUUGCGACUCCUUCCCGUGAACGAAGAGCCCGCGAGACUCGAGAGAGAGAUUGCCCGACCGGAUGGCGUGACAGGGAAGGCCGGAACUGGCGCUUCGGAACUGCCUUUGCUGUCUCCCUGCAGUGGCCAGAGACACGUCCUCCUUCGGUCGAAGUGGAGAACUCGAGCCGAAGUCUGUUGCUCCUUGUUAGGUUCGUUCCGCGCCUUUCUGGAGGACUCGCAUGUCGUUGCUGAACUUCGGCAUCAGCUGAUCCGACAGCCUCAGACACUCGACCGAUUGAGUGGUCUCUUCUUCGACUGCCUCCUUUUCCUGCUCGAGCACGAUGCCCCUCCGCCUGUCGUGUCUUGUUCGGCUCGCCGUUGGCCUGCAGAUCCGAGGGACAAGCGUUCUGAAGUUUCCUCGCAGGGCGACAGAAGCCUUCCACAGGGUUCUGGGGCUUCUCCCUCCACACUUGCGGCUGUCACUGGCAAUAACGGCUCCGAGAUCCACACAUCUUUCUCGGCGUCUCCAACUUCUUCCCCGCUGCAUCUCUCCGGAAAUCCUGCCUUGCCGUCUGCACACGAGCCGCUCCGGUUCAGCCUCGCUGGAGGCUCUGCAUGUUCGUCGCCUGUUUCCCGCACUCACCGUCAAGAUUUUGCGCCUGCCACUCCCACGGCGGUGGGGCCGGCGUCUUCGGACGCGUUUCCGGCCUGGAUUCGACGAAGCAGUCAAGGAUCUGUCACUUCCCUCUCUUCUUCGCAGGGCACUGUGGAUGUUUGCUCUUCUAGGAGCGCCCGCCUCGUUGCGGAGGCGCCCGCGGGACCUUCCGCUCUCUGCGGUCCUCGCUGCUGCGCUGUCUGCUUCUGUCUCGGUGCUCAGGAGGAGAUGGACGCCGAGGGGGCGGUCUGGCUUCUCCACCGCGCCGCUCUGAAGCUGUUCUCGUCUAUCCAGGCGCCGCUGCUCACCACGCUUCUCUGGAGAGUUCUGCCGGAGAAAAUCCAGAGUUUCUUGAAGCUUCUGGCGUCCAACAUGCGCCCCUUCGAGGACGCUCUGGUCCGUCAGGCGCUGAGUGUCCUCGACGCCGCGGGAGGCUGCGAGGUGAUCGUCCACCGUCUUUUGCGCGAGGUUCAGGCUGACCAAGACGGGAGAAAGGAAGAACCUCAAACGUUGUGCGUGAAGCCUACGGGCAAAAAGCCGCGACGCAGCCCUGCAAGCUUGAGAAGAGACGCGCCCUUCUGCCCCUUCACCCCUCCCAGUCGUUCCUGCAGUCCCACACAUCGAAGCGACGCCACGCAUUUCGCCUCUGCGAGCGCACACCUUGUGCAUGGAGGCAGAGAGAGCUUUCCGGAAAGCUUCGUGAAGGGCAACUGCCUGCCGAGAGCCUGGGAGGGUUUCUCAUCGACUUCUGGCCUGAGUGCUGAAGCGGCCUCUCUCCGCUCGAACUGGAGCGGGCAGGCUCUCCCCCCUGAGAGUGACCUUUGCUUUUCUUGGCCGCUUCGCCGCGUGCAUCUGUCUCGUUCGAUGCAGGCGUCCGCCACUUCGGGUCACUUCCGGAAACGCCAGAGACGCGACAGUCUCUUCCCACACCUGCGCAGCUCCCUGCGGUCGGCGUCGUACCAAGACACAGCGGCCGCGCGGAUCGACGCUCUGCGCUUUUCGCUGUCCUGUCUCGAAAACAGUGGAUUCUGGCCGUUCUUCCGGUCUCUGAUGUCCCAGACUGAGCGCCAGAUCGAGGAUGCCCUGCGCCUCCCGUCUCUCUCGCGCGUCUCGGCCGCUGGCUCUGGGGCGAGGUCCGCAGGGAGGAGCGCAAAUCUCCCGACGCCGAGGAGGCUGCCAAGCGACCGCGUCCCUCCGAGCGUCGCGAAAGCUCGUUCUCCCUUCUACAGCGUGACUUACCCCCAGGAUGCUUCCGCAGAGUUCUUCGCGUACACUGCCUUUGCGACGAACUCGACAGCCUGUCCUGAAUGGUCCUCUCGCUUUGUCCUCUGUCCCCACCUCUUGAGCAGCCCCAGCUGCGGCGUCGCGAUAAGCGCGGCGACGGCAGCCUCCAGGGGAGACAAAUCUGCAUGCCCUGGUCUUUUUCCGUUCUCGCGCUCCGCCGCUUCUCCUCUCGCCGCGCUCUGCGGGACGGCUUUCUACUACCGUCUCCAGCUGUUGCAUCGCUGCCUCUUCGACUCGGUCGCCUCGCGCGCCGGGCCAAAAUCGGUGUUCUGGAGCCCACCUGUUGACUCUGCGCUCUUCACAAGCCGAUGUGCCUCCUCCUCUGCGUCCCGGUGGGCUCUACGGAACGACCGAGAAUGCGGGACUCCAGCCCAGAGGCAAGAAGACUGCAGAGACGCCGCAUGCUCCACGCCGGGUCUUGCAGGCGAAGUCGCGGGGUUAUUAGCUCGACAUGCGGCUCAAAAGUGGAUCAAGCAACUCCUCAUCUACCUAGCGAUGCCCGACACAUUGCUGCCUCACCGUCAUUUGGGUCACCCCUACGACCCCGGCUUCUUCUCCCAGGACGCUUCCUACACAGGGCAAGGUCCGCCUCUCGGCCCAGGGGAACAGCAUACACCCUCGAAGCGACUGCCGACAGGUCUUGGAGACAGAGCGGGGUAUCCCGGCGCGGACGACUCCGGAAAACUCUUGGACUCUUCCGCGCCUCGCCGACCCCCGCCCAUGUCCCCUGCGUGGCUGUCGGGGCGCCUGAGACACGGAAGCUGGUCGGAAGAGGAUCACCAUCUGCAGAGACUCGAAGAUGUUUGCAGCUGCUUGGAGGAAUUGCUGCGGCGUCUUCUCGCCUCAGGGCAGAGUGUAUUGGCGGCGAUGAUGCAAGCCAUCGUUCUCUCUGACGGCCUAGGGAGAUUCGUUCCUAUCAACGGCUCGGGCAUUCGAGAGAGCGCGAGAACAGGAAGGAGCCGCGAGAUCAUGCCACUCAGACGGGCUGAUCAGGUGAGGGAGUCAAACGGGCCUCCUGGAGACCCACACAGGGACAACCAGGAAGUCGACCGAAGCGUCGCGAAAGGGAGAGAGGAGCGUGAACUCGAGCACGACGAGGCCAAUCCUAGGACAUCUGAGGAUCAUCGGGUUGCAGCUGGGCUGACGGACGGCCGACAGCCGACAGGAUACCCAAGUGACAGUCAGACGAUUUCAGACGCCCCGAAAAAAGUUCGAAGGAACGCUCUUUUGGAGCCCAUUGAGUUCAGUGCCGGCGUGCUGACCCCCGUUGAAGUUCCGAUGCGCGAAACAGAGUUCGGACCUGCUUCCGCGGGAUUGCCGCCUCCGUUUCUCCACGGCUGUGCGUUCCUCAAGACGGCAGUGCUUCGAGUCCUCACUCAGUUCGCGUCUUUGCUUUCGAGUUUUGAUGGAUCUGAGAAGGGUGGAGACGGCGCAGAUGCGGGGGACAACAUCGCCACAGACGACAUCUUCAAGAACCUGACUCCUGGACGCAAGGACGGGGCCGCGGGUGCGACUGAGAAGAAUUCCAUGGUCGUGCUCGCCCUCGUGCAAAUGACGCUGCGUCUCUGGCCGCUGAUCCUGCGACUGGCGCUUCGCGCUCUCUUGCUUCUUCGCCAGAUGAGCUCCUGCGCGUCCGAGGGCGGAGACGAAGGCCGGGACUGCGCAGAGACCGAAGACCCGCAUGGCUUGCUGCAUCCGCUUCUCCGGGAUGCAUGUCCGGAGAAGAAGCUACAUCCCAUCGUGGAAGUCUGUCUGGGGUUCGUGGCGGUUGCGAGUGACAUCCUCGUGGCGCUCGGUUCGAUUCCCUCGGCCCUCGCCACCUUCGAAACGCUCGCAGGACAGAGCCGAUCUCCGUUCCCCGCAUCGCCCGCGGCGAGCUCUCCGGGAGCAGACUCCGCGUUUCUUGGGUCGCCUUCUUCCCGCGCGGGCCUCUCCUCGCCUCUUGUGUCGCCGAGCGGCGCCAAGAACUCGCUAGCUGGCUCCAGAGACAAAUAUGCUGAAGCCUACUUGGAGAUGACGGCCUCGGCAGCGGGCCUGCCACCCCUGCUUCUGACAGGCGCGACCUACCGCGUCGCUCCCCCAGGCCACGGCUUCCAGGCCGUUGAGGGAGCCCUGAGGGGAACCGUUUUGAUGGUUCUCGAGUGCAGUGCCAAGACCUGCGGCUCGCUUCGGACAAACCACUUCAGCCUGCCUCGGGCCGUUCAGGAGUUCCUCUCCGCGACACAGCCGUUGAAGCCAGUUGGGGAGGAUGAGGCCGUGACCAAGAGGACGCGACAAGCGGAGAACGACCGCCUCGCGGCGCCGGCUCUGCUGGAAAGAAAAGCGAGAGAGAGAGGCUCAGACACGAGGGAACCAGACGCGGCCUUCAGAAGGGGUCGAGAUGGAGAUGUGGAGGAUUGGAGCGACGGCCGGGACCGGCAUUCACGGAGAGAAAGAGAGACAGACACACCUUCUCUGGCCUCGGGGUCCGUUUCUCCUGACGAGAACAGACGAGAAUUGUGCGACAACGAGGCAGUUGCCGGCCUAAGGCCCUUUGCGGCGGUGGGGCCCCUCCCAGGAUCGUCGCCGCCUCGGGCAGGGGGACUUGAGUCUUCGGCUUUUGCGGAUCGUCAUCAGGCAACGUCCACAUUUUCAGGAAGCUCUUCCUCUUUCCGACCGCCUUCGCCGCACCCCUUCGCGCCGCCGCCCGCGGGGACCUCGCCAUCCCCCGUUCUUUUGGGCCUUUUCAAGGGCGAGCCAGACAUUGUCGCAGCCUUCGGACCGAGUCUGCGAGCUUUCCAUCCGUCCUUGGCGUCUGUUCAGCACAGCAUUGCUGCCGCUCUUCUCCACUUGCUGGGUUAUCGUGGAGAUCCACGGACCUCCCAGGGUGACCUUAGUUCAAGCUCGCAGUGCAGUGGAUCCGCUGUGGCCAGAGAGGAGACAGAGACAGAAGGAAGACCUUCAAAAGGAAGGCGCGGUGAGAAAGAAGACAACGGGAGUCCUGACUCAGGAAGCGAGGGAGGAAAGAGAAACCCGGCAACGUCUUCCACACUCGUUCAUCGAGGAGGACGCGAGAAGCCCACCAGUGUCUCUGCACUUGACGUUCGCCAUGCGUCUUAUCGGGAAAAAGAACAGGAAGAAACGCUGAGGAUUCUCCAAAUCGUCGCCUCGGAGUCGCGCAAAGCUGCCGUCCAGCUGCUGGAACGCUGGCAACGCCGGAAGGCCCAGCGAACGGCGGCAACUCCACCCAUGAACGAGGAUACGUGGGCCAAGGGACCUGCUGGGGGCGAAGAGGCUGGGCGGCCCGGGGCGGGAGAAGAACUCUGGCGAACCCCUGCCACAGGGGCGUUAAGUCUGACCUCGCCGGCGAGCCCGGGGGCUGAGCAGGGAAGAGAGCGCGAAAGCGUACAUGCGUUCCCGGAGUCGGAGGAGACGCUCCGCGCCAAGGAGCGCCGCCAGAUACGUUUGAGGUGCGAGUGGAUUCUCCAGGUUUGUCCCUCGGGCCUGUUGGCCCCGCCGGGCGGAUCGCUUUACGCGAUGUCCCCGGUACGCCUUUGUCGAGGCGGGUGGACAGAGAGCACGGUGUCGACGCAUGCGGGGUGUAGAGGGAGUUUGAUUUCCGGUCUUUUGGAGGACGAAGCAGCUUUCGUUGCACCCUACUCGGCAGCUUCGGCUCUCCCGACAGUGACGCGCUUCCCUCCUCGCCACCAGACGCGGUCUCUCUCGUGCGUCGACUCCGUCUCCACGGGUCCCCUGUACCGCAUGGUGGUCGGGCCGGACGGCCACAGCACUGUCAUGGCAGUGAGUGCCGAGCUGUCCGGAGCAGCAGGGGCGACGAUGGUGGAUGCAUCGUCUUCCGGUGGAGCCGCAGCAGACGACUGUCUCCUUUUUCCAGAUGCCUCUCCGUUGCCUGGCGGUCUCCAUGACGAUCUCCAUCUUUCCCGGCACCAAGGAAGCAGCUUCGCGUCGGGAAGUCUGAGUCUGUCAUCAUCCCCUUCUGGUCCGCUUUUCCCGGCCCAAUCUUUGUCGAGACAUGCCUGCCUGACACACGCGCCGCUUGAACACUUGCGGGGGCUCUUCACCCACCAGCGGUCGAUGCCGGGGCUGCUGUCUGUGCCGACUCGAGGGGCAAGUGUAUCGUCGCGCCCGUUCGGCUCCACGUACGGCUCCACCAGCUUCGGGCCCCUAGCCUCGAUCGUCGGGGGCGGCGGCAUCCGACCCGGCAGCUUCAGUAGGUUGACGAGCGCCGAGAGCGCGCUGAGACAAUCUGUGACUCCGAAUCUCGAAGUAUUGAGGCGACUGAUGAGCAGUCGGACUCUCGCAGCGAUCGACCGCCGUUCGUCCUUCUCGUGGGGUGAACGGGGCCCUGGUGGGAGACUCUUGCCUGCGCGACUUUUCACUCAAGCAGGCACCGACACGACCGAAGGGACGGCAAGCGACGGCUUCCGGCUCCUGUCCAAUGGCACCACUGCGCUCGACUUUUUUGGCAGCCAGCCGACAACGCCCAGUUCGCCUCGGUUCUACAGCAUUCCUCCACACAUGCACGCAACCAAUUUCUGCUACGGCCCUCGGAAAAGCAGCGGAGAAGGCGGCCUGGGGUUCUUGGGCUCGCCCUUCGGGCCCCACCAGUUCGCUCCCGGCUCGAGUGGCCUUCGGAUGGCAGCGUCUUCCUCCUUUUCUCUCGGCACCGACGGAGCAGGGCGAGAAGACGGAUUUCGUCUGAGACGGCGCGCCGCAAGUGACGCGAUGUCCGAAUCCUUGAGACACUUCGUCAGAAGAAAUGGAGGGGCCGCCCCGGGCGGCGACCGCGGUGAAGAAGAAAGGAGGAACAGCGCGGGAGAGAUACCCCGCGAGGGCGUGUCUCCCCAACUGCGAGACGCCGACCUGAGCUCUACAGGAGGGAAGACGAGCGCUUCACCGCAGGACAAGAGCGACUCGCUUCUCGACAAAUGGCCUGUUUGCUUCCGCCCGGUGUCGCGUCCCUUCCCUCCCUACACAUUCCCCGGGUCGCACGCGCCGUUCCACCUGCCUUCUCCGUCUCUCUCCCCACCGUGUGUCUCGCACCUGUCGCCGGUGGCCCUCAAGGAGGAGGAGCAAGAGAAGGAGGAGGCCCUUGCCGCGUUCCUCGGCUUCCUCAUUGACGGCCCAGACGUCUUCGUGGCGGAGCGCGUCUUGCGAAUCGAGCAACUCUCGUCUCUCUGCCGCUACGUGAUGGUGAGGAGUCUGAAGGCUCUGCUUCUCGCCGGCAUCUGCGGCAACGUCCCGAACAUUCGAAGCCGUGUCGCCGCAGGGCUGUCUCGCUCGUCGGGCCGAAAAGCCAAAAGGAUGAACGCAGUCGAGGGCCCCAUUCGCCAGUCCGUCAUUCCCCGAGAGACCCCGUUCUCGACUGGUGGAGUCGAAUUUGGAGCUGAAGCUCAGAGGGCCAGGGACACCUUGGGAGUCGCAGACCGAGCCCGAGUGGAGGAAGUGGCAAUGCUGGGGUGCGAGUUCGAAGGGGAUGAAGGGAAAGAGACAAGCGCCAGGAGAACUCCUGUAGGCUCGGCCUCGGUUUCUCUUGGAGAAGAAACGCUCAUCAGCCGCACAGCAGGGCGACUGGGAGAUCGCCAGAGCGGCGGUGCCUCGUUCUCUCUCUCUGACGAGGACGCGGCCACCCGGAAGGUGUACCCGGUCCUGCCUCGCGAAAGCGGAACCGAAAACCGUGGCGCAGGUAGCGAGACGCUGUGUCCCAGGACGAGGGAAUGCGCUCCACAUUUAACUUCUCCUGUCUCUUUCUCCUCCGUCGCCCAGUUCCAUCCUGCGUUCCCUCUCCCCCUCCGCAAUCGACGCUCGACGCGCUGGCCGCUGCUCCUCGACCUCCUAGUUCCCGUGGCAUCAAGGAGCACUUCGGAACGCCAGACGCCGGCGACUGCUCCCAGUGGACCCGCUGUCCGAUAUGCAGGGUGGAUGCUCUUGAAGCUUCUCCACCGAGUCAGUUGCACGCUGUUGGCGACCGAUCCUGCGGCGCGGGCGACUGGCGCGAGGUCCUUGAGCCUCCUGGAGGUGGACGGGGCUGAGGGCGCUCAGAACGAGGGACCGUGUGCGUCGCCUAGCGAGCGCGGGAGGCCGAGAGCCGGCGACGGUUGCCCCCACGACGUAGCCCCGAAGAGCGCGGGACCAACUGCGGCGACAGUCACUAUCACAGCUGACAAAAAAGGGCGUUGCUUCUGGAAGGUUCAGCCGCUGGCGGAGGCCCUGGGCGCGUCCCUCGCCGACGUCAUCAAAAUCGUCGCCGACUGGCACAUGCUUCACACACCGCCUCUGCUGGCGAAUCUCGUCGCGCCCCGCCUGCCGGGGGUGUUUGUAUGUCAGCCUUCCGACACUCUCUGGCUCGACUCGUGUCUGCGGCUGCUGACUCUGCACAUCUGUCUGAGGACUCCCCCGAUGGACUCGAGCGCCUACGUGGUCCCGUUCUUGCGCCACUUGCUUUGUCUGGCUUAUCCGCCUCUUCUGCGUCGCCGCCGCGGCCAUGCCCAUUCCGCUCCCUCCGCCUCGCGAGCAGGAGACACCCCGAAAAGAAGGAGACCGGAGAGACUCCGAGACAGCGAGAGCGACUCAGGCUUGACAGAGUGGCGCAGAAGGCAAGCUGGAGAGACAGCGAGUCCGGAAGACACAUGCACAUCGGGAAGCACGGAAAACAGAUUUGGAGUUGCAGCAACCGCGGCCGCGCAUCUGAGGCCACGGGCUCCAGUCCCCUUGUCACUCGCGGUGACUGGGGUGCUCGUUCACUGGACGUCAGCACUCGUCCGCCAGCAAAGGAUCUCCCAUGCAGCGGCAACGCUCAAGAGAGAAGGCUUCCACCUCCACAGGAAGCAAAGUGUCAGAGGCGGCCACACCCUUUCUGUGUUUGUGCAACGGAGAAGGUCCGCCCCAUCGUUCACGCUGCCUGUGCUCGACCUGCGAACCGUGAAGCGGCUCGUUCACACACCAGACAGCUGCAACGUUUCACUCUCUUCUCUUACCGUCACCACUUCUCCGGAGGUGUGUCUCUCAUCGCUUUUCGCGUCGGAAGAGGGGGGGGCGGCGGACGGCUUCAAGCCCGGGCAGGAAACAGUCCAGGUCUCCAGACAGCUCGGCCAGUCUCAAGAAGGCGCCGGCCUUUGGCUCCUCUCAGGACGCCCAGCUAGCGAGCCCGACGGAUUGGAAGAAGCCAUCAGCGACGUGCAGCUCGUGGUUGAACACGAGGAGGGUGCCGCAGCGAAGGAUUCCGCAGUCCUGUGUCUGGCGCCCGCGAAGAACGACAAGAUGCCAUCUGCGCACUGUCCGCUCUCACGCAUUUCCAAGUCGCUGUCAUCAGAGCUUCUGAGAAGUCAAGGCUUCACACCAGAGAUGGGGUUUCAAGUUGCUCCUGGACUCGUUUGCCGUGUGUGGGUUCUCCGUGGGCCGUUCGUGUACCACGCUCCGCCUUCCCUGUUUCUGUCUCCGUUUUCAAAGAGUCAGGAGACAGGCGCCGCAUCGACCCGAACGGCCGGAGGGUCUCCCCUUCUAUCUCCUCAGUUGUCCUUUUCCCAAGGCAGCGCAUUAGAGUCUGGACAGUGCAGGAAUCUUCUCGCGCUUCUCCACACUGGGAAGCCUGAUCUCGCCGAGGACCGCGAUUCGAAGAACAGCAGGCGAGUUGCGCUCUCCGGCGGGGGCGAGGUGCCUACCGGAGACCUGCCGCGCUCUCCCUUGGCUGCUGUGGAGAACCGGAGAUCCGUUGGGCUACAAGGGUCCGGAAAUCUCCUGAGGCAGAGGGAGGAGACAGACGAAGCGAAAGAGGACAGUCGAAGAAGCAGUCUGUUUGGCGGCCGAUGCAGCUGCAGCAGCAGCGACCACGGCGCUGGACGUUCAGAUUCUUCGGAUCUUUUUGUUCCGCGGACUUCGUCAGACCUCCUCGCUUCUCAAGGAGACAACAGCGCGGAAGAUGAAGACACGAUUCCCCUCGGCCUCACUGCGGCGCCUGUCUCAUCCGUGAAGCUGUGCCGGAGAUCCGGAGGGGAGGCGAAGAGACGCACCGAAGCGGAGCAUCCGAAGAAACUGGUGGAGUCUAGAAGAAAGAAGCCCUGCUGCUCAGCUAUGCGAGAGUACCGCGGUGCAGCGGAGCUUCUCCAGCGGCGCGGCUGGGAGCUGUUCAAGUCUGCAGUUUGGGCGCUUCUCAGUGGACUGGGGACAGUUGCGAAUGAGGGAGAGGAAGAGCCUCUCGAAGAAAUCUGGGAGAACCUCCAUCCCUGCCGAGACCAGGAGCGACGUCUCGGACAGCUCGAGAAGCGCGGAGUCCCAGUGUGGGGUGCACCUCAUCUGGGAGAUCGAGGGGCUUCAAAAGCGAAAGAAGUACCUCUGGAAGUGAUGCUGUCCGACGCUGACACUCGGGCUGCACAGCAUCGACGUCUAGACGAAGGUCUCCUCUCUUCUUCAGAUCUGGCGACUCCCUUCCCAGGCGCGCGAGGACAUCCUUUCUUCACAGACGCAGCAGAAGUUUGCUCGCGCCCCACGGGAAGGGGGGGCGAGAAAGUUCUUUCGAAGCGUGAGCAGGGGCAGCGCCAGCAGCGCCUGCUCGCCGCCGAGGCUCUGAAGAUGAUGGUGGCGGCCAUGUUGCGCUUGACGGCGACGCUGGAGAGAGGCAAGCAGCUGCGCGAAGAAGCCGCAAGGAAAUUGCAUGCGACUAAGACGGCCUCUGCCGCACUCUGUUUCCUCCAGCGCCAGCAGGUUCAUUUCCAUCUGGGCUUCUCGCUCACCUCGGGCCGCCGUCCUUCUUCUCCUGGAAGCAGCCGCCUGUCCAGUUGGAGUCCUUCGCGAGGCAUGACCACCGCCUCGUCCUUUGGCGCCUUCCCUGCCGCUAACAUGGUUGCUGGCCGUCCCCAGGCGCUGGUGCAUGCGCUGAGAGACCGGGGCGAAGCCCUUCCGAGGGGACUGUCUCCGAUACGCUCCCACAGCGCCUGCGUCGUUGACUCAGCGCCUCCCGCCCGCCUCUCGAGCGUUUCGCGGGUGUCGCCCCCUCGCGAAGGGCGGUCCUUGAGUGGCUGUCUCUUAGAGGCGAGUGAGGAGGUCUCGCCUGAGCACCUUCCUGGGCUUCGCCGACCUCGAGAAGAGAGGAGAGAGAGGCAGGCGCGCAGAGGCACAGACUUCCGGGACGAGGAGCCGACAACGGGCGGGGACGAGGACAGCUCUUAUGCCCGUGUCCUCGCGGCGAAGAUCGCCCUGGCCCUCGAAGAAGCUGAAACAGCCGCACGAGAAGCCGACCUUGCCGCUUCGCGUGCUCGGGCGGAGGAAAAGGAGGUGGAUGCUGCGGAAUCCUUCCUAGAACAGAUGCUCGACCUGCUUCUGGCAUGCGCCCAGGAGGCUCCAGCAGCCGCUGUCCUCACGGUGGGGGUCUUGACCUCCCUUCAAGAGCCUCUCCUGGCGAAGCUCGAGCCUCUUUUGCAGCGAGAUAAGGUCCGAUCGACGCUGUACCGCCUCCUUGUUGUGUGCGUCCGGGCCGUCCCCCCCCACGCCUCCGUGGUCUGCGGCGCGGAAGACGUUGGGGGUUGGCCGCGCGCGCCGCUGCCACCGGUCUCUCCGUCGCCUCUCGAGUCGCACGUCGGUGAAGAACACAGACACAAAAAAGAGACAGAGACCGCCCACUCUACCGCGGCUUGUGAUCCGGCAGAGAGCAGCGAACAAAGCGAGCGACAAAAGCGAGGACUCAGCGGUACGGAAGACAGCGCCAGCAAAGUCGGAAGACAGGAGGCGACAGACUGCACAGCAGCAGAAGGGAAGGGGGGUCGACAGGCUCUCGAAAAUAAGCCCCUCUCGCGAUGGCUGCCGGCUCUCCAGCCUCUCCAUCCGGCGGGAGUGUCGGCGAGCUGCGGCGCCCUUGUUGUUUUGGAAAGCCCCGCGGAAGAAGACGAGUCUGAAAAGACAUCCGUCCGAGGGUCAGACACUUACCUGCAGCCAUCCGUGUUUUUCGCACACUCGGCCGUUCCCACAUCGUCUUCAGCCGUCAUCACCCAAGAACUGCCAAGCGAAAAUUCGUCUCGGUCUCUCCUUCCCGCGGUUCCGACCAGCGAUUCGUCUUCCCCGGGACAUGGCGAGUCGUCGCAUUCUGCCGGCGAAUCGGUCUCGACUCAUCCCCCUCCACAAGCUUCAGAGACCCAGACAUCUUCACAAGAACCAGCAGAGCUCUCUGAAGCGGACCCGCUUUCGCCCGCCCUGUCCUCUUCCUCUGCAGAGAGCGCCGCUGCUCGCGGCGCCUUCUCACUGUCUCCAGAGGGUGUCUCCACGGAGACACUUAGCGCCACAGGCGCGGGUGACGCCCCCAGCGACCGGGGACAGAGAGAAGGCCUCGAGGGCGCGUGUGGAGGAGGCUCUGGAAGCGAGAGGGUGGACGAAGGCAGAGGGGGAGCUGAUGUUGGACUCAACCCCGUUGUGGAGCCUUUCCCUCCUCGAGCUGACCCGCUGUUGUUGCUUCUUCGAGACCCGCCCCGGCCUUCCAACCACCCAGGGACCCCUCUGGCAGGCGCAGGGACUGGCGGGGCCUCAGGCCCUUCUGUUUCUCCUGGCUUCGCCUCCGUCCCACUUCUUGCGAGUUCCAGUGCGAGUCUUCCGCAAAACCCCGAGCUGUCGGCGUCCCCGAACCAGCUUGAGGGCUCCGUUCCUAGUCCGUCUCAGCGUCUCCAAUUCCGGAGAGGGGGCCUCGGCAGCGAUGGCUGGGACGGUUCUUUCGACGCUUCGUCUACGCCGUUUCUCCGCGCUCAACCGGUUCCGACGGCCAUGCCGAUGCCGGCGCUCUCUGGACCCGCUUCGCGACCGCCUGUCUCUUCGCUGCCAGCGGCGAUGUCUCUUCCACGAGGCCCCGCACCUCCUUCCGGAAGCUCCAGGGACUCGGCCUUGCCUCCAAUCGGACCUGCACCUGUCCAGAUCGUCAGCCCCCCUCUUACCCCUGCCUUGCCGCUCGCAGGACCCGUCAGUGGACUCGCGACGCUCCCGGCGCCACUGCAUCCGCAGCCCUCAGGACUCGCGCAGGCUUCGGGCUCGUUGUCGCCGGCUUCCGCGUUCGACGGCCUCCCCCAGUCUGAGAUUUUUGUCUGUUCCCGAACAGGGCCGGAAUUCGAGGCAGAGGUGAUCGAGGGUCGCACCCUCCACGUGCUGCGGGCCAGAGAGCUCGGCGGCGUCGUUCUCUGCCGGGCACCUUUGACCUUCCCGGCGCUCCAGGUGGACGAUGACGACAGCACACCGCCCGACGUCUUAAACUUCCGAGUCCUCACUUCUGGCAGGUUCGGCGUCACCGUUGCUCCGGCCGACUGCGUCUUGUCUAACGCGCAAGAAGUAUUUGAAAGGAACGAUGUGGUUGGCUUCAGGACCGAGAGAUGUCCGCCGUACGCGCACAACGUCUUCGCGACGCACGUACCUUACCAGGAAGGCGACUACCUCUCGGUCAAGUUCAACGUCGACCUGCAGCCGAAUGGGCAGCGGUGUCUCCACACUGAGCUGCAUGUCUCUGGUGAGAGCAUUGGGUCUGUUCUUGAGGUCUUCUUCGAUCUCGAGAGCCAGGCGGAACAACACCGCCGCAUGAACCUCGUUUUCGUGCUCCAGGACCCAAUGACCAUCGUUUACGAGGGCCCGCCCUUCACUCUCGACUUCGUCGACCCCACUGCUGGCUUCGCCGCGGUAGGCACGGCCUUGCCGUCCCUACCUGCGGGGCCAGGGACUGGCGGGGGUGCGGGCUCAACUGGGGCGGAUGCGGCGGCGCCUGGAGCAGGACCCGACGAAGAAGAGGUGGAUGAAGAGCCGGGAAUGAAGGAGUGGAGGUGCCAUGGGAAGCCACUCUUCAUGGAUUCGCUCAGACUCUACCAGGCGAUUCUCCUAUCAGAGAGCGAUGUGAUGCGACGCCUCCGAGGUGAAGUCCUCGCUACGUUCCUCGACUCCUUCAGCGCUGCCACUCGUGCAGUGGAGACCCUGCAGAACGCGUUGGAAGCGGAGAGAAAGAGUCUCCGCAAAUCCGCUGCUGGGCGUUUGCGGACCCGCCGAGGAGGCUUCCAAGACGCUUCGACCGUCAGCCCGGUUCUCGUACCGCAGAUGCGGAAGGGGACGGACGACGAGGUGGACACGGACACAGGCGCGGAACCUCGCCGGAGAGACUGGGCCUGUCGCCCAGAAGAGACAAUGGCCGAGCGUUUGGCUAUGCCUCCUCCAGGGCGCCCGCUUCAAGAGGGCGACCAGGAAGACCACGGCUUUUCGAUGACUGGCGAACUCCUUUCCUUCCGCCACAUUGCUGCGGACUUGGGCCUAGCUGGGGCGAGGGACCCCAAUCUCCAGCCCUCGACCUCGCGCGUACGGGCCACGAGCGGCUCGAGGACUCAGGGCGGCAGUGUGCCGCCUCUGGUUUCCGACUUUGGGCCUUCCUUCACGCCUCCAGAUACAGUUUCGCGACUGAGGCGGUUUUCGACAUGCUCGGCGCUCUCAAUAGGGCGAGGAAACGUCGGUUGCCCUGCCUUCCCCGCGUCACUCGACACCCGAGACGCUGGCUCAGUAGAUACGUCGUUGCCGCCUGAAGCUGUCGCAGACUGCUGCAGUGCCCUCUCAGCGUUGGCCGUUCUCGGCUGCGCUGUGGAGGAGACAGAUCAAGGCGACCUUGCGGCCCUUCUCGUGGAGUAUGCAGAGGACGCCGACUCAGCUGGCGGGGUGAGCCGUGCUGGACAAACUGCUCCUUCCAGGUCUGGCCGAAACGGCGAGGGCGGACAGAAACGCGACAGCAAACUGUCUCCGGCUGCGGAGAAGAGACAGAGGGAAGCGUGGCUGCCUUGGCUUGUGGGGCUCUCGAGCCUCCGAAGCGCUGUGGUGUUUGGUCUUCGUCCCUCGGAGUGUCUCCUCUUGCUGGCGCAGCUCGUUGCGCUGCUCCGCGCUGCGCCUAUCGAGGCUGCGCUCCGGGAGCUCGCGCUUAACGGACAGCUGACGGCGCGAUCGAGAGAGGAGCACACUGCUCUUUCUUUGACCUUGGCCCUAGGCAGCAAAGCUGUCCUCGUCGGGUGUCUCCUCGUCCGGGCGCUCCUCGCCAUGUUUCCUGGUGGACAGCGCCUUGGAAUUGGCCACAGCCAACUGCAGGAGUUGAUUCAGAGCAGAGAUAACUUUGGCUUGAUGGGGAGGUGGAGCAAAGAAGCCGACGGGCUCCUCACGAGCCUGCAGAGUUUGGAGGAGGUCUUCGAGGGGCUGCUCGACGUCGUCGAGCACUUCUGUCUGGUCUCCUCAGGCCUGUACUCCCCCGUGCUGGAGCGUCCAACUGAAGGCGAGGUCGUGGCGCUCAUGCGAAGCAGCCGAAGGUCGGAGGGACAGGCGUCAUGGGGUGAGCGAGAGAGCGUAAAGAGCCGCCCAGAGGGAUGCGAGAGAGAGCCGUUCACUUCUUCCUCGGGUCCGCUCUUCCCUCUCUCUCCGCUUUCUUCGUUCCUCUCUACUUCGUCAGGGUUCGCGGAAUUCUUCGCAGGGAACUCUCACUUCUUCUCCUUAUCGUCCGAGGACCUUGCAAGUUCCUCUAGCGCCGAUCUCUGUGUGCCGUCACCCACGGCUCUUCCCUCGCUGGGAGGCCCCACACCGUCUCCUUGUCUACCAAUCUCCGCGGAGACAGACGGAGGCAGUGGCCCGCUGCACCAACUUCGUGCUGCGCCCGAGGCGGCCGCCGCGGCACCAGCCGAGGCGGGCGCUGCCGCACCCAAGUUGCUCCGUCUUGGAGAGAUUGCGAAACUCGCGGGCGUCCCUGAGGAAGUCCUUCGCAUGGACAGCCUCGGGAGCCCGAUGACGAUUGCCCAACCUGUCAUCGCAAUCGAGGAAGUCUCCGUUGUCUGGCGGUGGCUCUUCCGCGUGAACGAGGCAUGGCACACGUUGGCGGAGAGCGCCCUUGAAGUCGAAAAGCGAGGAGAGGAAGCCGAAGAGAGGCGCAGCCGGCACAGACACGAUCAGGUCGCUCUGGGAGAGGGCGACUCGAAACCACAGUCCCCGGAGACAACCAAAAUCAACGGAGGACAGGCAAACAAGUCCUCUCCCAGGUUGGUGGAAGGGUUCCCGCGGGCCGAGGGCGCUUCACCGUGGACCGAUAAAGCUGACGUGAAGAAGACACUGCACAGAGACAGCGAACGUUCAAGGACGGAGACGACGCUCCCGGUUUCAGAUAGAGAAUCUGCAGUCUCACGGCGACGGAGAAAGACGCCAAAGGAACUGCUCGCUUCUUCAUCCCCGUUCCCUGCAAAUCCGCUUUUUUUCCUCAUGCCUGAGCAGCAGGAAGGUCAAAUGUUCACGGAGGAGGCCCCUGACGUGCGAGUCUUCAAUUUGGAGGGGUCCGCGCCGUUUUGGUCUCGGCGCACAGCAGCCCGUCUCGACGAGUCUCCGGCGCGGUGGGCCAUUCGCAAAGACUUUCUAUAUCUCCUCUGCAGCUUGGCCGGCUUCCUUCCGGACCUGAUGAGCAACCGGCUUCUGCGAGGCAUCAAACCCCGCGCCGACGCGACUCAAGUGCCGUCCUACUGUCCCCGAACUGUGGACGACGUGGGGACUGCUGCGGCGCUUCCCGAGGCUCUGAACGUCCUUCGUCUCUUCCGCAUCUGCAUCUACUUCCUCUCUCGCGAGAAAGAGGACAACGCGCCCGACUACUGGCACAAGUACCGCUACCAGUUGAACGUUCCGCAGGCGUCAGAGACAAAGGCGCCGAAACAGAAGGCACUGUUCAAGGAGAUCGAUGAAUACAGCGUGUUGGCUGACCCUCUCUUUGGCUGGCAGCGAGUCUUCUACCGGGCGAUCUCCUCCUGGAAGGACCGACGCGCCGUCUUGCGACUCCACCGGCUCCUGCAGACCGAGCAGCUCUUCCACCUCAUCGGAUCAGUUGGCCAGGUUCUGGGAAACAAAGGAAGAACAAAGAAGUCGCCCAAGUACUGCGCGUUGGCUCCUUCGGUCUUCGUUGCCCACUGGUUGCUCGACACCUUUGUCCGCCACCCCCUCUGCCCGGGGCCUCUGCGAAGGGCCCUCGUGUCUCCUUUGGCGUGGAGCGGGCUCUUCGCUCUCCUUUGCAACGGGUCCAGUCUGCCUAUGAAGCUCGGCCUGGAUGCAGCGCGUCUGACCUUCUGGAUGGUCGCGCGACACACGGGGAAAGACGGGGAUCUUCUGCUCGCAGGCGAGGGAAGAAACGACAGCAGGCGCUGGGCGACAAAGAACGAAGGCCGGCGCUCGGAAAGGAAGCUGGACGAUGUAAGGCGAGAGUCUCCGAGGUGCAAAAUCGACCGGCCAGGAAGGGGAAUUCUUUGUGAAUGGAAUCAAGAGGCAGAAAUGGACGUCGACUGGGAGAUAGAGCGGCGAUUUCUCGACGAAACCCACCGCCCCCCGCGAAGAGGCGCGCGACACAGCAAAGGACGACGCCCGUGGAACUGGGAGGAAGUCGCUUAUCGUCAACGGCUGCUCCAGGAGCUCCUUCAGCGAUACCAAGAUUGUCUGACGUACUGUGGGGCGUCUCUUGUCGAAUACCUAGAGAAGCCGAACAGCUGGAAGGCCGCGAGUGUGGACUGCUUCACCGGCUCCGACAUGGGGCGUCAGCAUGUGCGCUAUCGAACGAACGCGGGGUUCCUGUCCCACUACUUAGCUUGCGCAUGCGUGGUGAUACGCGGGGUCUCUACACUCGGUGCGAAUCUCUCCUGGCUGCCGCUGAGACACGCAGGCCCUUUCAUCGACCUCGUGGACUACUUAGCCGUCAGCAAGCGAGUAGCCGCGGCCGCCUGCUUGCCGACCCAAGGGGCCCUGGAAGGCCGGGACGCCAUAAGCAGGUCCGAUGGUGUGGAGCAUGACGCAGGAUCCCAGUGCAUCAGAGUGGAAGACGAUGUGGAUUUCGAAAAGCGAGAAGAACGAGAAGAGAGUGUGAAGGAAGAGGAGAAAAUGACGCCAUCCGGAGAAGACGAAGGGCAGGGUACAAGGACAGGCGGAGGGCUGCUGCAGGUGGAGACUUGCAGGCGGAGAGAAGAAGCGGAUGACCAUGCGGGGGCUAGACACUCGGCUGAAGAAGUUGACAGGGAGUCAAGCUGGUCGAACGCCGACGCAGACAAGACCCAGGACUCCCGAAGGGAACGCCAGAAAGGAAGAAAUAUCGAUGUCUCCAUCUUCCCAGGAUCUGUAUUGCAAACCACUGAGCCUCUACCUCAAGCCUGUGCACUGCGCGAACACAUUCUCGUCCUCCCUGGUGUGGGGCGAAUAGCGGGAGCUCGCAGGACCACGCUCGCUCUGUCAAUGGAGGUGGAGGAAGAUGAAAGCGAUCCAUGCAGCGAGAGGGAGUGCGACGACUCCGAGGUCGUCUCUCGACCUCGUCGCGCCGCUGGCAUGGCAUCUGUGGCGUGGGAUGAAGACCUCUUCCCCGAGGCGUCGCGCCCCCGGAAGACACCGAAGCUCCUUGUGGCAGCUGACCCCCUUUUCCGUUACCUAAUAGCGGAACUGGAAGCAGGAGAAGGAUCUCGCUCUUCGGUCUCUGCCCCUUUCAGACGGGUCUGGGACUUCACUGUGGGCAGCGACCUGACGGGCGACAAAGCAAGCUCCGAUCAUGUUAGGAGUGGCGCCUCUGUCGGGCCGGACGUGGCAGAGACAGGGUCGCGGCUCCAGGAUUUGAGCGAGGCCCAGCAGGGCGGAAAAGAGUUGUUGGAAGCGGCCUGCAAGACAGACAUCGGAAGCGGCAGGUCACUCAGGGACAGGGAGCCGGAAAGGAGAGGGACGGAGACUGCUUUUAGCUUCUCGUUCCUGCCUUUGCACUCUCGCUCGACAUCGAGAUCUGGAACCCUUGGGUCCGCACGGUCCCAGUUGGUUCUUCGAAAUCUCCACGCACCUGCGCCAGGCAUUUCAUAUGCCGUUUCGGCCUUCCCACUGAUUUGCGGGACCUCGCGCGGCCACUGCGAACUUGUCUUUUCUCUUGAGUGUCCCCGGUCCGUUACAUCACGUGAUGGCCGAGAGCUGUAUGGCAACGGGGCGGUUCUUCUCGGGGCGCCUCGAGUCUCCUCGCCGCUCUUGGAUUGGCCGACACUGGAAGAACCGGGCGUCGCCUCGGCCACGGCAUGGCCGCUGGGCCGGGUGUUCGUGGGCGUCGUGGCAGUGCGAUCGAGGGCGGAGCUGGAGAACCUGAGACUUGGCAAGUGGGACGGUUCCUCUAACGCCGCCCUCCUGCAGCUUGCCUCCAAAACGGUUUGCUCAGGAUUUUCCACUUCUUCUCCCGCCUCGCUCUCGAGGGCGACGGGAGAAGCGCGCGUGAGGGAGCGAGACGGGCUCCAGACCCCGCGAAGGACCCACCGAGACGGUGGCAACCGGAAGCAACUCCCGAAUCGCCAGUGGAGUCUCCAGGGCAACAUGGCGCCUACAGCAGGGAGCCUUUUCCGCGAGCUGAUCCCGAGCCAGCAAGGUGAAGCUAGAAGGGGAAGACACGAGCCGCCAGACGCAAGUGCCUCUUUUUCGAAGCGAGAGCCUAGAACGAAACAAGAAAACGGACGCUUGCGAACGGGAAGAUGCGGCGCAGUUCGCGUCUCUCUGAUGACAGCGGGGCGACAUGUCACGUGGGCGGUGGAUGGGGCCGUCGUGGCUUGUCAGACGUUACCCCCGUGGUGCUCGAGACUGCUGCCGGUCUUAGUCGUUGCUUCCUCUUGCAAAGGAAAGGCGGCGGAGGGACGUCCGUCUGCAGCUGGUGCCUUCUGGUCGCAGGUCGGACUGGCAGUCUCCUUCGAGGCCCGCGAGACAGGUCCCAUCGCCCCGGUUCGCUCCGCCACCAAGGGCCUGGCCAGCGUGAGCAGCUCGCUUUCUCCCCACACCUCUCGCCGCUUCGCUUCCAACGCAGUCCUUUCGCUUCCGCUCAAUGAGGUGUUCUACCGGUUUGAACCGCCCCCUGACAUUCGCGUGGUGCGCUGGGCCGGCAGCGUUGCAUCGGAGAAAAGCUCCUCCCACAAGGGCUACCAGGGACUCUGGAACUCGUCUCGAGUCAAGAACAGAUCGAGGCUUGGGGAAGGCCUUUCUGGAGAAGCCCAUGGGCUUAUGCUCUUUGACGGCACUCAGCCUUCUGCGAACUCUCCUCUCGGAGCAGCGCUUCAAGACGUGCUAGUGCAUGCAUGUGGCGACGUUGUCUACCUCUCCACAAGGUCUUCGUCUCUUUCUUCUCUUCGGCCUCGACUCCUUCAGAUUCCGGGCGGGAGCAGCGUUUCCGGCGCGUCUUCCCGGACUUCUCUCACGCAGAGCAACAAACUUUCCAAGCCGAUUCAGAGCGACGCCAACCAUACGGAUCUGUCGGGCGCGACAGUCUCUGCUGAGGCUGCCGCAGCUUCGCCUUCGUCUGAGCUGCCGCGCUUCUCUGAGCCAAUUUCCGAAACGGUCUCCGUGGUUUUCCCCUCCACUUCAAGCGCUGCAGGGGGCCCCUCGUCGACCAGGUCCAUUCCUGAAAGGAAAGAGAGCAAAACGAAGCCGGCGUCUCGCACAACGAUGGGGCUGAACAAGGAGUUGUCUUCUGGGUCGAACCCACCCUUGUGGGUCCUGGUGUCCCCGGACCUUCGUGUCCGCAGCGGAGUCUCUGUGUCGCCGCCGAAGGGCGGUCCUGUCUCCUUCGGGCUUUCCGAAGUCUGGAAGUGGAUCGAGACUCGAAAGGCGAAGCUUCUUCUUCCCGAGCCAUCGUCUAGCGCCUCGAGUUCGCCGUGGCCCCAGUUGGAGACAGCAUGCGCCGCGGACGAGCGUGAAGGUGUCUUGGCGUCCCGACCGCUCUGCCUUUUCGCAGAAGGGACUGAAGGCUCGGAGACAGAGACCGAGAGUCCGCAGUCUGGGACCCUCGGCGGCCCACAACUGACGGGCACCGUUCUCGGCCCGCAGGCUUCACUGCGAGGGAGCUUUGCGGGCGACGAACUCGUCUCGCCGACAGAUGGCUUCGCGUCGCCGUCGGCAGUCCUCCAGUUCUCCGCUCCUCGUCAUGACGCGGCAGGCGCGCCGCGAGUCAGUUCCGGAUCCCCAGUUUCGACUCGUGGAUCCGUGUCUCUAGGCUUGCUUCACAGCUUGUCACGAGAAGAAGAGAAGGGCCGAGGCGAUCCGUCGCCAGCCUCAGUGAGUUGCAAAGGCGCCGUAACCUCGCUUCCGUCGUUGUCUUACCCACCACACGCCCCGAGUUCUGUCCAGACCAGCUCCCACAGAUCGCAUGUACUGGGAAGGCGCGAAACCAGCGUUUCUCUUUCUCCGUGCUCAAAGGGCACUGUCCCCGGGGUUGUUGUCCCCUCGGGCCGCCCACUCGUUGGGGCGCCGUGGGCAGGCGAUGCUGUUCAUCCAGCUCUGCCUUUCUCGUUCGGGUGCCGCGUUUCUCUUAGUGCCGAGAAGCUGGCAGGGGACUUCAAAGCUCAGGGCAACUCAGUGCGGCUUGAGGGCGAGCAAACGCCCAGCGAAGAAACGGCGCCUUCAGGACCUCUAGCUGUUGGCGUCGUGUGGGGUUGCUGCCGCUGGCUCUGGGUCAGCGAUGGUCGACUCAUCUGUCCCUGGGACGUCCCGACAGUUCCCGAGCUCCGUCUGUUCUACAAGCGGCGAGAGAAGGCCUUGGGAGGGCGCAUCGGAGGCGAGCACGACUCCGUCGAAUCUUCUACGCCGUCUUUGGCGACGUCAGGCCUGCAGAAGAGCGGCAGAGACAGGACAGCGUCGCUGCCUGCGUGGCGUGAGGCGCAAGUCCCGUGUCCAGGGUUCGAGGACGGCGAUUUGGUCACCAUAGAGUUUGUUCCAGCGAUUCCGGCGCUGCUCUUCUUCCGGAAUGGCAACUACCAGUUCGGGUUCAAUUUCGAUAGUUUCUACCGCCUCUCGGAGCGCCGCAAAGUGAAGAAGUCACUGGACUUCUUCUUCGCCGCUUCGGGGCAUAAAUGCGCCCAAGCAGACACGCAGCGAAAAGCCGGCAACGCCAUCGCCUCGCCCCGAGCCGGAAGCCGGACCAGCCCUUCGUCUGGCACACGCGGCGAUGGUCCUGCGGGACUGGGAACAAUGCGCGAGACUGGCAGAUCAGUGUCUGGAGGUGCGGGCCCCCACCACGGCUCCGCUCUUGUCGCCUCCGUUGGGCUCCAGGAGACCGGCCUCGAGGCGCCUGUGUCCCCCCCUGUCUCCGGGGCACCCAAGUGGGGCAAGUCGUCCUACGUCCUCUACAAGACCCCCUUGGAUCAGUACGAAAAAGAGGGGACCGGCGUGACGCUCCUUUACCGGGGUUUGAAAGAAGGCCUCCCUCAGUUGGUCGCACACUUCAUUGCGCUUCACCCGGGUCUCCUCGAGGAGGCGGAUCUCCUAGCGAGUCCUUGCUCGGCGAGCAUGAGUGCUGUCGAGGCUUCCUUCCUCGGAACCUUGCCUCCGGGAAGCCGCCUCCCACCGCUUCUUUCUUCCUCUUUCUCUGGGUCCUGCAAGCGCCACCGGGAGCCCUUGUCCUCUGUUGCGCCCGCCUUCCCUGGGCCCGAGGAAGCACUCGAUGAGAGUCCCCUUUGGCUGGCGGUCGUCUCGAGGAACGAGGAAUGUGUGCGGCUGCUGAUCGAAGAGGGCGGCUGCUCGCCCGAGGGAACGACGCCUGUCUCCGCUCUGAGGUCUCUCAUGCUCGGGCCUUCUGGCGCAGGCACGGGGUCCCUCCCCGCGGACGGCGAGACACCUCUCAUGGCCGCCGCAGAGACGGGUCAGGCUGCCCUUGUUUCGCGCUUUGUGUGUGUGUAUGGCGCCAACGUGAACAAGCGAGAUGCUCGAGGCAACACCGCGCUGCACCGCGUUUGUCUCCAAGCGCUAGCCCUAGACAAGGAGCUGUCUCCAGCCUCUCAGCGAGACCCUGGACGUUCCGCAAGCGGAGCCCAACAUCCCACACAGGCCCAAACCAGUUCGGGUCUCCCCGGAACCGUCGGGGCUCCCGCAGCAGAUGCUGGGGCGCCCUUUGGAGGGAUACAAGCUACGGCGACGCAACCAAGCCCGCUCUCUGUAGAUGCAGACCGCGAUGAAACGAGACCCGGUCCAGGACCCUCAGGCGGUCGCACCGGGUCUGGUGUGGCGCCCCACGCUGCAGGCGUGUCUCCGGACUACAGGCAGAGCGAAGGUGGGAUGUCAGCGGGGAGCCCGAGAGCCGAGAGGAGAGAAAAGAAGACAAAGAACGGCACCUUGUCUGCUUCUACGGAGGACUGGUACAACUGUGUGGACAUGGCGCGCCUGCUGCUUCAGUUGGGGGCCGAUGCCGAGGGCAAGAACGACGAUGGACUGAGACCUCUUGACCUUCUCCAGACUGGUCGAGGUCAGAGAGAAGGUGAGAGAGCCGCGAGGCGGGAGUCUCGCUCCAGAGGCGGCGAUGAUGCGUCACGUUAUGCCUUCGAUUCCGACGAAGAAACCGGAAACGCGAGUGACCGCCUCCGGGCCUUCCUUUCCACCUGGAUGGCCCUCUAUAGCUCCAGCGGAGGAGGCGGACGAACAUCUGAGAAGACGCCGAUCGCUGCCCCUAGGAACGUUGCAGCGCCCGCGAGCGUCAUCGCAGAGGGUCUCCGCCAAGGGGUGUCUCGAGUCUCCUUCAGCUCCGAAUAUCCACAAGACCUUGUGCCUGAAAGUGAGCAAGCGUUCACGUCGCUGUGCCCCCCUUCUUCGGGGCGCUGGUUUGGUCUUCUUGCCAACUGCCUGCCCGUCGUUGCUCUUCCCCUUCCAUCGCCUCCGAAUGUUGAAUCUCGCGAGGUCGGAGACGAAGAAGCUAAUCCGUUGUCUUCCUGGAGGUCUUUUGUCAGCUUGUCUCCUUCGUCUCACAGCCUGCCUUCGUCGUACUCGGGCACAGACUCUGGGAGAUCACGGGAAGAAGCCGGUGCGUCCUCGUCGGAAGAAGAAAGUCGCCCUUUUGCAUGGCGACCGUCAGACCCAGUCUUGUUAGGUCCGGCGGCGCUGCUGGAGAAGUUCGAGAUCGACGGGGAGGCCUGGACCGGUGGACGCGCAAAGGACGAGACAGGGAGACUGGUUCUGCAGGCCCUGGCGCUCAAUUCAAAGGAACAAAAAUCACGAGUAGGAGUUGCGCAUUCGGGUGACCCGUGGCUUGAAGGCCAAGAACAUCUGGGACUCCCGCGUUCGCUGUCGGAUGAGCGAGGAGUGCCUUGUCAACCUCCGCCGUCAACGACACUAACUCCUUUACAGGGAGUGGAUAGUAGAAGGCCUGAGGCCUCACCAGAUGCAGUAGACAAUCUGCGCGCAACCGGAGUAGAGGAGCUUGACGCCGCAAAUGAAGCGUCCCCAGGAGACAGCUACGAUCAGCUGCAUGACGACGGCGCGAGACUCCACGGGGCGGAGGCCUGCCCUGCCCCUGCUCAGGAGACCCGAGGGAGAGAAGACGAGGAAGGAAGGGAUGUGCGUCCAGCGGGAGUGAAAGAACGCGGCGAUGAAGAAGACUUGGGGAUGCAUUUGAGUCACUGCUCUUCUGCUGAUCCAAGUGUGUCUUUCCAGUCCACCGGGACAGACCCGUGUACCGCGAUUCGGCGUCUCAGCUACUCACCAGGGGAGGGACUUGUGAGCUGUGGAGUAGUGCGUGGCCUGCUGCGCGAAGUCGCAGGCUUUCUUGUCCAAGAAUUUCAGGAGUGGAAGCGAAGCGAGACAAACCCAACAAUCGGAGGGCCCCUGUACGGCCAAUCGACUCCUGGCUUUGCCCACCCUAGCCGAAGCCGCUCUCACGGCGCCAGCGGUGCAGGGAUUUCUCGAGGCGGAGAAGGAGACAUUCCGCAGACUCUCCCGUCGCUCAACUACUCGGCGCUGCCUCGGUCCGCGACUCAGGGCUCUUCUGGUCGCAUGCGUGGAGGCGAGCAGGCUCCAAGUAGGGACGGAACACAGCAGGGAGUGGAGCAACGGCUGGACCAGGCGAUUCAGGCGACAGAUACUCUCAUCGAGACUAUCGGGUCGGCCUCAGACUGUGAAACCCUGCGGAUCUGUGCCCAGAAAGUUGUGAAUCUCAUGCGUGUUUUAUUCGACGACCCUCACUUUUGGCGGGACUCGUCAUUCCGAUUGCCUGCGCAAGGCGAUGCCAGCGCUCCAUUCGCUCGCCAAGGCGGAAGAGGGGGCCUCGCUUCCACUGCUUUGCCCCGGAGGCACCUUCAGGAGCCUUUGAAAAGCAAUUUGCGGAGUCUGGAGGACUCAUUGGACGCUUCCUGCACACUCCACGACCUGGCCUGGGUCGUUUUGGGGCUGGAGAACAUCGUCAACGUCCUCGGAGAGGCGGGCGCCGCCUCAGCAGCUUCCAACGACGCCUUGCCGCCUAUCCCGGUCUCCCACCCUCUCCCAGGAUCUUUCCGACACCAGCCAGAUGUCCGCGUUCCGCGCGCGCUUUACAGUCAUUCGCGGCGCGUGAGCUGGAGAAGGCGACUCGCCUCACAGCUGUCUGUGACUCAGUCGAUCGGGGGCCCAGGGGGCCUCACGUGGACGCCGUGUGUGGGCGACGCUGAGGCGUCUGCCCUUCUCGGCGUCAACUGCCUCGAGGGCGUUUUCGACAAAGGGGCAAGCCCAUCGAUCGAGACUGGAGCCGCACACAAUGCUCUCUGGGUCGCGAUGAGCACAGGAGCCGCGUCGACUGCUUCUCGGCGACACAGCGAACCCGGACAAAGCCACCAGGUUCCCGACCCCCUCGGGUCUCUCGAGUUCGGAGGCUCAGGUGUCUGGCAGCAUUGCCGCUGCCAGACACUAGUGUUGAAGAUGCGACCGGAGUCGUAUGGAGGGCCUUGCCGCGCCCCGUCCUCGUCUUCAGUGGCCAAGUCGCUCCUGAGACAAAGCGUGAGGUCUCAGCGAGGAGCGGAGAGAGGGGAGAGAGGGGUGGGAGAGGCGCCGCAAGCGGUGAUUCUCGACGUCCACGUUCGAGUCAGCCUGGAAGACUCGCUGGUUCGACAACUGAUGUUCGCCUGGCCCCUCAGUCUCGAUGUGUCGCUCCGGGAGACUGUCGACCUCCUCGCCCCGGACCUAGCUGCUGGGCGUCGCGUUCUGGGGGAGGAGCAGGGCGGCGAAGAAGCAGAGACAGUUGCGGCCAUGCCCAAGACAGAACCUGAGAGGCUCGAGUUUUUCAAGCGGGUCGCAGACGGUUUUUGGACGCUCGAGGAAAGCCGAGCCGAGAUGCUGCAGCGCCUCGACAAGACGGUUCCGAAGAAGAAGACCCUUUGGAAGAUCCAGGCUGUGAGCCCUGAGGAGGCGGUCGAGCACGCCAUCGCUCUCCGACGCGCCGUGUCGAAAAUGAUGGAGACAGCGGUGCGUCGAUCCUCAGUUCUCCCACAACCGUCCUCUUUUUUCUACCGGCUCUUCACGCGUCUGCUGGUCCUGCGCAUGCGCCUUCUGGUGCGUCUCAACACCGCGGCGUUGCGUGCGGUCCCGCUUGUGGCCUCCGUGUUCAACUCCCCGAAUCUCGGACCAGAUUUCCACGGCCUUUUAACCGGAGACCCUGUUGUGUUCCUUCGCGGCCCCUCCAGGAACUGUCUGCCGUGGUUGCAUUUGGACAGUGGGUCUCCGCACACAGGACGCGAGAGCGACGACAUUCUCCACCAUAACUUUGGUCUCGGAAGCCGAGAGAAAAUCAAGGAAAAGAGCUGGGUGUGCCAAUCCUCGAGACGCAUGCAUUUGCGCAGAAGCGAGAAAGGAGGCAGAUCGGGAUCCCCGGCUUCCCGACUUGCCUCGCCCUCACAUGCCACGCGCUGCGACAAGAGAGACACCGCUGCUUCGUUCUACGCUCACACGAAAAUGGUAGUGCAAGCAGGGCCCGCGGAUCUGCCGGCGCAGCUUUCCGUCUACCUUUUCAUGAGGCCUCUUCUGACGUCGGAGACAAUCACCUCGCUCUGGGGACGAGCCCUGGAGCGUGUCGGCGUUCCCUCACACGACAUUCCGGCGCUUCGCCUCGACCGUGGACUCGCCGCGACUGCAAAAAAUAUUCUGCAUAGCAUGUUGUACCAGGCGACCGUUCAGUUGCUCGCUUCCCACAUGAACCCAAAUAAACUGCGAGGGCGGCCCGGAGACAGACCGUUCAUGGUCGUGUUCAAGGGGGAAGGCGCCACUGACUUUGGAGGCCCUUUCCAGGAGUUUCUCUCCUGCGUCGCUCGAGAAAUUAUGGGCAGUUUGGCCGACGCCCCCGACGGGGGCCUUCCAAACUUCUCGCCCUGCCUCCCCUGCCCCAACGCAACACAUGCAAUUGGGCCCCAUCAAGACACGGUCCUGCUCCGGCCGGACGACCCGCCCUACAACCCAGAGCCGCAGUUGUACUUCCGCGGAGAGAUUGAGGCGUUGCAGGAGAACGAAAGCGUGGGUACGGACGAAGACGAGAGGUACGAAGGGAGCGAGGACGAGGGGUCUGACGACGAGGGACGAAGCGGAAGCAAGACACGGCAGGAAGUCGAGGGCGAGGACCAGAUUCGAGAAGAGAGAGAAACAGGUGCGUUGCCCCACGGGGCUUCAACCAUUAGCGACACGGAGAAGGACGGGUUCAGCUCCGACUGGCACUUUGUGUCGAGUGGUGAAAGUCGGUCCGACGGGUCCAGCGACGAAGGGGACGACGACAUCGGUGUUCUUGCUACAAACACAGUCAAGCAAUAUGCUCUGGAUCAAGGUGAAUCUCGCAAAGCGUCCGGUGCCAUGGGUGCCUCUGGUACGCUUGCGACUCUUGAGUUUCCGCGCCGCGACUCCUGCGGGUCCUCAGCGCGCUCCGCUUCUCUCGAAACCACUCCUUUCGUGGAGGUUCUCUCCCCACUCUUCGCGGCUAUGGCAUCUCGGAACCAAGAGGGACGAGCUUCAGGAGUGUUCCGGUCGUUGUCGAGCGGCGUUCUGACGCGUGGAAGGGCCGACCUUGCGUCCUUGCUUUUCUUCCGCAGUUUUUUUCCCUCGGACAAUAUUUCCCUCCAGACUUCUCAGAGACGCCGAAGAGGCGCCUGUCUCCCCCUGUCCUUCUUCGAUCCUCUCGAGAUCUCGCCGGUCGGGGCGCCGCGCCGCGAUGGACGCAUGCGCCGCGACUUUGGUUCGACCGGGAAUCUCCCGGGGGGUUCUUCUGUCACGGAUUCGCAGGGGACGCAGGGACGCUCAGCAGCCUUCCCCGCCUCGCCUUCUCACAGUGUCGGCGGGCCGAUGACGUUUCCGAAUGCGACCCCUCUCACACAGAUGGGUACCGCGCCGCUCGCUUCGAAUCCGCCGCGUCUGCCUGCUUCACACCGGCCGCAGGGUCACAGUGGAGGCCGGGGCGGGGAAGGGUCUCUCCCCCCGCCGGAACCGCGGCCCUCAGGCGUCCCCAGCUCCCCGGGGGCUCUCGACUUCCACGGAGACUCCGGAGGCAUGGGACAGUUUCGGCUGCGGCGGGAAGACCGGCAGGUGUUCCAGAUGCCGUCUCCGCUUCCUACUCUGGGGCAUGCACUGCCUCGCACGGCUCCACAGAUGGGCGACAGCAUGGCGGGGAGCUCGAGUGCAGCGACCUCGCCGUUGUCCGGUCGCCAUUUCCCUGGAUCUCCCCAGACUCCUGGGCCCCAGACGGGGCCCCUAGGCGAAAGCGGUUUCGCUGUUUCUGGACCUGGAGGCGUCGGCGUCCAGACCCCGGCAGACGCGUUUCCCGACCGGAGAAGGGCCAUGGAGCGAGAGACAGCCCCUUUCGCCUUUGUCUCCAGCGACCUCGAGGUCGACGAGGGGAGACACGGGAGGUUCUCUGUGCCGGCUGCGAGCCACCAUGCGGUCGGCGCCCGACCCGCGCCCCUGCAAACCCCCACGAGGCCCGGAAGAGACCCCUCGGGGCUUAGCCACGGUCGGAGCUUGACCCCGCCGCCUCUCGUCGCGGGAGGCAGCAACGACAGCUCGGCGCCUUCGCUUGGCUUCCAGAGUCAAGGCGGCCGCGAACGCGGAGGGCGAUCUCGGGGCGCAUCUCGAGGCCCAGGGCCUAAUGGCGGCACGGUGGCGCCCGAAGGGUGGCCCGUGGACGAGGGGAGAGACAGAGGGUUCCAGGACAGGAGUCGGGACGAAAACAGAGGGAACACUACUCCAACGCCUGCUCAUAGAGGUGGCGUGAGAGAGGGAGGCAUGUUCUUUCUCCCCACGUCGCAGGAAGAGGGGCGAAGCAGUGGAGGCCCCGGAAACGGCCGCAACGGAGGAGACGACCCCGGAAAUGGGGGAGGCGGCGACGGGCCUGGCCCCUCCGGAGGGCGGAGAGACGGCGAGGACAGAUUGGGGCAAGGGGGCCUAGACAAGGACACGGAACGACGCGCUGAACUAGCCAUGUACGAAGCUCUCGGGCGCCUUCUCGCCAUGUGCUCCUGCAUAGGAGCGGCAUUUAACGCUUCCCUGAAUCCGCUGAUCUGGAAGAAACUCGUGGGACAGCCCCUCCAAAUUCAGGAUCUAGCUGAUUCGGACUGCGUUGCAGUAGAGAUGCUGCGCUCGCUUCGACGCCUGGCAGCUGUACCACCGUCUCUGUGGGACGAAGCUAUGGAGGCAUCGAUUUCGGAUUUGACUUUCAUGACUGAAGGGUCUUCGGGACAGCCGUUCGAGCUCGUCCAGGGCGGCAGCGAAAUUGUUGUCACUCCCAAGAAUCUAGAACUCUUCAUUCGCCUCUCGGAAAGGUGUCGGCUCCUCGAGGGACAGGGAAGUCUCGAGGCCCUCCUCAAAGGCAUCGGGGCCGUUCUUCCCCUUGGGCGCAUGCGCAUGCUCUUCGAUUGGAGGCGACUAGAGUACAGAGUGUGCGGAGACCGCGUGGUCGACCUGGACUUGUUGCGAAGUCACACUGCGUGUGGCUCUGAGGAAUUGAAAGCCACCCUCUUUGAGGUGUUGGAGACGUUCACGAACGAUCAGUUGCAGCGUUUCCUCCGCUUCGUUUCCGGGCGCUCUCGCCUCCCGUCCAGUGGAAGCGACUGGCGAAUGGCUGUCGACUACGAAAUUCCCGAAGGGCAACGCGUGCCACCGAUCGACGACAACCGCCUCCCGACAGCUGCGACGUGCGGCUUCAGGCUGCUGUUGCCCCGAUACACUUCGAAUUCGAUUUUCCGCCAGCGGCUUCUCUACGCGAUUAACAACUGCACCGCGAUUGACUUGGAUGCCUAUGUGGUACACGAACAAAUGACUCUGAUGUAUGAGGACUAGAAGGCCAAGAACAACCGAAGAAGAAAACGAAGGCAUUUGGAUGGUGCAGGAACGCUCCCUUGGAAGAAAAGACUGCGCACUCUAGUUAUAAAAUCCUCAAGUCGUAUGUACCAAAGAAGACAAGAAUACAAAAAAGACUGUUGUUGCCUGCGGACAUUUCGACUUUCUGGCCACGGCUCGGACGUUCCCCAAACGGUGAUGCGGGGAAGAGGAAAAAAAUUCUUCAGACAGGAACCGCUUGCCUGUGAUCUCUUCGAGGAAUGGGGGAUUUGAGAUUGAGUUGGGUUCUUGUCACUUCGUGAUCUCUACCUUGUUCGUGUGUUUUUGCUCUUCUGGUCUUGAUGUCCAUGUGAACCGGUUCCUAGUUGCUCCAGCUUCCCUGUAUCGACGUGGUUUCGUGUUUUUUCUUGUUUGGCUACACGCCGACCCUCAACUAACAGAAGAGCAUCUGUGUUUGCUCCCUCGGCGAGGCCAAUAUUGGGCGUUUAACGAGAGAAUUUUUCGGGUAGAGCAA
Toxoplasma gondii ME49 is the source of this 37414-nucleotide messenger RNA. Its product is annotated as HECT-domain (ubiquitin-transferase) domain-containing protein. The transcript has 5 exons. Bases 1 to 36900 code for a protein of 12299 amino acids. The record is from RefSeq and is a predicted model, not a curated record. Gene Ontology annotation, molecular function: ubiquitin-protein transferase activity; protein binding. Lineage: Eukaryota; Apicomplexa; Conoidasida; Eucoccidiorida; Sarcocystidae.